Schizosaccharomyces octosporus yFS286 is the source of this 7359-nucleotide messenger RNA. Its product is annotated as 1,3-beta-glucan synthase subunit Bgs4. The transcript has a single exon. The record is from RefSeq and is a predicted model, not a curated record. NCBI's taxonomy places the organism in Eukaryota, Fungi, Ascomycota, Schizosaccharomycetes, Schizosaccharomycetales, Schizosaccharomycetaceae. Gene Ontology annotation, molecular function: 1,3-beta-D-glucan synthase activity. Gene Ontology annotation, cellular component: plasma membrane; 1,3-beta-D-glucan synthase complex. Bases 1020 to 6881 code for a protein of 1953 amino acids. Gene Ontology annotation, biological process: (1->3)-beta-D-glucan biosynthetic process; fungal-type cell wall polysaccharide biosynthetic process.
CACCAGCUUGCCGUCUUCCACGAACCAAACACACCCUGUAAACCGCUAAUAAAGCAAUCGUGUUCGCGUGGUGUUUUAGUUUGGUGUUAAACAAACUUUUUUGGAUAGACGCUUUGGAAAGAACUUUCAAAAUUCUCGCUAGGUUCUUUUUCUUCGAAUUUCCCCUUUUUUCGAGGAAGGUAACCUGAUUCCAAAGCCUUUUCUUUCCAAAAACUAGGAUUCUCCUUUACAAAGUUUCCUCUACCGGUUUAUAAACGCGUGGUUUUUUUGUAAUUUGAGAUCUCUGUCUUUCCACCAUCUCUAUAUAUCUUUGAACCGGUUGGGUUGGUCUCAUUGUUUCUAUCUUUGAUUGACAUUCCUUUUGACCCGAAACGCCCAUCGUUUUAGGGAUUCUCUAUUUAUAUCCCCAUUUGUUUGGUUCGGUUUUAUUUUUUUAUAUCCGUUGCAUACUUUUCGUAGUUUAGAUUGGAAUUUCUUGAAACGGAUUCUUUUCUUCUCUUUUUUACGGGUUUGCUAAUCGUUUAAUCUCUUCGGUUCUUGCAACCCAUUCCUUAUUCUUUGCACUUGCUCUUCGCAUACAUUUCAAGCUUGCUCCGUUCUCGCUUCGUUGCUUGCUUCUUGGGCUGUAACUGCUUUUGUCAACGUGUAAAAGGUAAUUAUCGGAAUAUCCUUAUCAACUUGCAUUCUUUUUAUAUACUUUCCUUAUUCCCAGAUUUCCUUCUUUGCAUCCAGGCAUCUCCCAUCUUUACUCUACCUUCAACUAUUAUACCAUAAAGUUCGGAACGACAAGACAGUUUUCCAUCAUUCUUUUCGGAGUUUAUAAUACAGGGAGUAUUUAAUUAUUUUACUAAAAAUUACAGGAUAAUACUUUCAUAUAAUUGUUAUUUUGUAAAUUAUUCUGUCUUUUUCCCGAUCUUAAAUUCUUUCUUUUUUCUUUCUUUCUUUUAACUAUUUCUUGAAUUUUCUCUUGUUUAUACUUUGUUUUCCCUUUGGAUCUCUUGUAUUGACCCUUUGCUACAAUGAAUGCUAAUCGCGGUCACCCACAAGGUUCAUCAGAUCCUGCCAGCGGUGGAUAUAACCGCGAAUCUGAGGAUUAUCAUGAUAACGCUUACCAGCGCCCUUCCGCUUCCUCCUAUGACCGUGAAGGCUAUGAUAACAACUCACUUUAUGAGGAAGAUUAUGCCGAUGGCUAUGAUUAUCCAACAGGUGUAACCGAAAGCUACGGCGAUGAAUAUACGCCUGUGGAUUCCGGUGAAACUGGUUAUCAAUACACGGCUAACAAAGCCAAGGAUAUCCAUCCUUCUGAUGAGUACGGUUCGGAUUACUCCGAUUAUAAUGCUCGACCUGCUGAGGACAACUUUUACAACUUACGAGGUGACGGCCGCUACAACGGUCAUGAUCCUAGUUCCGACUCUCUCGCUAAUGUUUACAACAGUGUUCCCUAUGGUGCGAGUCCUUACGAAUUCAGUAACUCCUCUUUUGUCGGAAACUCUGGUCCAGGUACCCCUAUGGACGCCGAUAGUGCCUCUUUCUAUGCUGACAGCUCUAACUUUGCUCCUAGGGAACCAUAUCCUGCUUGGACCCCCGAAAACGAGCUUCCUCUGACUAAGGAGGAAAUAGAGGAUAUCUUUAUUGACUUAACCAAUAAACUUGGUUUCCAGCGUGACUCCAUGCGCAAUAUGUAUGACUUUUUUAUGACUUUGCUAGACUCUCGUGCCUCUCGUAUGACUCCCGAUCAGGCCUUGUUGACUUUGCAUGCAGACUAUAUUGGUAGCGACCUUGCCAACUACAAAAAAUGGUAUUUUGCUGCUCAAAUGGACCGUGAGGAUGCAAUCGGUCUUGCCAGUCUUGGUGUUUAUGGCGGUAAAGUUACUUCUGUCAAGGAGAAAGGUAAGCUUUUUUCAAGAAAUAAGAAAGCUCCUAAGGUUGCCAAACCCCCUAAAAAGUCCCGCUUCAAGAAGAAAAAGAGGCAAGACGAGCCUACCGAACAGGAGGAUGAAUAUAUUGAUGUCAACACUGAUGACUCUUUAGAAUCUGCCGAAUAUCGCUGGCGUUCUCACAUGCGCCAAAUGACUCAAUUUGAACGCGCACAACAGGUAGCUCUUUGGUUGCUUUUGUGGGGUGAAGCUAAUAAUGUUCGAUUUAUGCCUGAGGUUAUGGCAUUCUUGUUUAAAUGUGCUUAUGACUAUAUCGCUUCUCCGGAAGCUCAGAAUGUUACAGAGCCUGUUGAAGAGGGUUAUUAUUUGGACAACGUCAUUUCUCCUCUUUAUCAGUACAUGCAUGAUCAACAAUUUGAAAUCAUUGACGGUAAGUAUGUUCGUCGUGAACGCACACAUGAGCAAGUCAUCGGCUAUGAUGACAUUAAUCAGUUGUUCUGGCAUGCGGAGGGUAUCGCUCGUCUUAUUUUCGAAGACGGUACUCGGUUGAUUGAUAUCCCCGCUUCAGAACGUUUCCAUAGACUUUCUGAAGUCCAAUGGAACCGUGCAUUCUAUAAGACAUAUUACGAAACUCGAUCCUGGCUUCAUCUUAUUGUUAACUUCAAUCGUAUUUGGGUAAUUCACUUCUGCAUGUUCUGGUUCUUUACUGCUUACAAUUCCCCUACUCUAUACACCAAGGAAUUCCACAGAAAGGAUGGUCCUCAACCUACUGGUGGCUCUACUUGGGCUGCUGUAGCUUGUUCUUCCAUCCUUGCUUGUAUUAUUAUGUUGGUAGCCUCUCUGUGUGAAUAUUUAUAUGUACCUCGUCGCUAUCCGGGAUCAAAACCAAUCUGGAAGAGGAUUAUGCUAAUCCUUGUAGUUUGCGGUAUCAAUCUGAUCCCUAUUGGUUAUAUUUUGGUGUUUUCUACUCCGGAAAAACAAAGGACUGGAAGAAGAAAAGCUGUUGGUGUAGUAGCGUUCUUGAUGUCUAUUGCGACCUACCUUUAUUUCUCUCUUAUUCCUCUUCAAUCUGCAUUUGGAAAGUGGGCUGUAAAACCAGAUAGGAAAUACUUAGCCAACAAAUACUUUACUGCUAACUUUGCUCCAUUGAAGUUUGACAACCAGGCCGUUUCAAUUCUUAUCUGGGUUUGUAUUUUUACUUGUAAGUUUGUCGAGUCUUAUUUCUUCUUGACAUUGUCUAUUAGGGACCCAAUUAUUGUGCUCAGUACAAUGCGUCCUUACCUUUGCUCAAUCUAUUGGGUAGGUAGUAGACUAUGUUUCGUACAGCCUAGAAUUUUGCUCGGUAUUAUGUACUUUACGGAUUUAAUUUUGUUUUUCUUGGACUCUUAUCUGUGGUAUGUUAUUUUUAACACUAUUUUCUCUGUUUUAAGAUCAUUUAUUCUUGGUAUUUCGAUCUUGACUCCCUGGAGAAAUAUUUAUAGCCGCUUACCACAGAGAAUCUACAGCAAAAUUCUUGCUACUAACGAUAUGGAAAUUAAAUAUAAGCCUAAGAUUCUUAUUUCACAAGUAUGGAAUGCGGUUGUCAUUUCCAUGUAUCGUGAGCACUUACUCUCCAUUGAUCAUGUUCAGCGUUUGCUUUAUCAUCAAGUUCCAGCUGAAGAAGGACGUCGUACCUUACGUACUCCAAAUUUCUUCGUUUCUCAGGAUGAUCAUACUGUUCAUACUGACUUCUUCCCUGCUAAUUCUGAAGCGGAACGUCGUCUUUCGUUCUUUGCCCAAUCCAUGGCCACUCCUGUCCCCGAACCUGUUCCUGUUGAUAACAUGCCUACGUUCAGUGUUUUCAUUCCACACUACGCCGAAAAGAUUCUACUUUCAUUGCGUGAGAUUAUCAGAGAGGAAGAUCAACUUUCUCGAGUUACGUUGCUUGAAUACCUUAAGCAAUUGCAUCCCGUUGAGUGGGAUUGCUUCGUAAAGGAUACUAAGAUUCUUGUUGAAGAAAAUGCUCCUUAUGAAGAUGAUUCCGUGUCCGAGAAGGAAAGUGUUAUCCGUAGCAAAAUCGAUGAUCUCCCCUUUUACUGCAUUGGUUUCAAAUCUGCUGUACCGGAAUACACUCUUCGUACUCGUAUCUGGGCAUCUCUGCGAAGCCAAACAUUGUAUCGAACUAUCAGUGGUUUUAUGAACUACAGCCGUGCUAUCAAAUUAUUGUAUCGUGUUGAAAAUCCGGAGAUUGUACAAAUGUUUGGUGGUAACACUGAUCGUUUGGAACAUGAAUUAGACCGAAUGGCUCGUCGUAAAUUUAAGAUUGUUGUCUCUAUGCAACGUUACGCUAAGUUCAGCAAGGAGGAAUAUGAAAACGCAGAGUUCUUGCUCCGUGCCUAUCCUGAUCUUCAAAUUGCCUAUCUUGAUGAGGAUCCACCUCUUGAAGAGGGUGGAGAACCGCAAUUGUUUGCUGCUCUUAUCGAUGGUCACUCUGAAAUUAUGGAGAAUGAACGCCGUCGCCCCAAGUAUCGUAUUCGAUUGUCUGGUAAUCCCAUUCUCGGUGAUGGUAAAUCUGAUAACCAAAACAUGGCUUUACCAUUCUAUCGUGGUGAAUAUCUUCAAUUAAUUGAUGCAAAUCAAGAUAACUAUCUAGAGGAAUGUUUGAAGAUCCGUAGCGUUCUUUCUGAGUUUGAAGAAAUGGAAACCGACAAUGUUAACCCCUAUUCGGAGACUGCAAAGGAGAGGAACUACAAUCCCGUGGCUAUUCUCGGUGCUCGUGAGUAUAUUUUCUCUGAGAAUAUUGGUAUCCUUGGUGACGUUGCAGCUGGUAAAGAACAAACAUUUGGUACUCUUUUCUCUCGUACUCUUGCUCAAAUCGGUGGUAAAUUGCAUUACGGACAUCCGGAUUUCUUGAACGGUGUUUUUAUGACUACUCGUGGUGGUGUUUCUAAAGCCCAAAAAGGUCUACAUGUCAACGAAGAUAUUUACGCCGGUAUGACUGCCUUGCUUCGUGGUGGCCGUAUCAAGCAUUGUGAGUAUUUCCAAUGUGGUAAGGGUCGUGAUCUAGGUUUCGGUUCUAUUCUCAAUUUCAAUACAAAGGUUGGUACUGGUAUGGGUGAGCAAAUGCUUUCUCGUGAGUAUUACUAUCUUGGUACACAACUUCCCUUAGACAGAUUUCUUUCGUUUUACUUUGCACACCCUGGCUUCCACUUGAACAAUAUGUUUAUUAUGCUCUCUGUUCAACUUUUCAUGGUUGUCCUACUUAACUUAGGUGCAUUCUAUCAUGUGGUCACUGUCUGUUACUAUGACAAGUCGCAGAAAUUAAGUUAUAGUACUACUUUUGUUCCCCAAGGUUGUUAUCAACUUGCUCCAGUUUUAUCUUGGUUGAAGCGUUGCGUUAUUUCAAUUUUCAUUGUCUUCUGGAUUUCUUUCAUUCCCUUAACAGUACAUGAAUUGAUCGAGCGUGGUGUCUGGAGGGCUUUUAAGAGAUUUAUGAAGCAUAUCGGCUCGUUUUCUCCAUUGUUUGAAGUGUUUACUUGUCAAGUCAACUGUCAGGCAGUUGUUGCUGAUCUUUCUUUUGGCGGUGCUAGAUAUAUUGGUACUGGUCGUGGAUUUGCCACAGUCCGUUUACCAUUCUCCGUCUUAUACUCUCGAUUUGCUCAACCUUCAAUUUAUGCUGGUGCUCGAUUCUUGAUGAUGUUGCUUUUUGGUACACUUUCUGUUUGGGUUGCACAUUUGGUUUACUGGUGGGUAUCCAUUAUGUCUCUUUGUGUUGCCCCCUUCUUGUUCAAUCCUCACCAAUUCGAUUGGAACGAUUUCUUCGUAGACUACAGAGAAUUCAUUCGUUGGUUAUCCAGAGGUAAUUCCCGUACCCAUGCUAAUUCUUGGAUUGGUUAUUGCCGGUUAAGUCGUACCAGAAUUACUGGUUACAAGCGUAAGGUUUUAGGACAACCUAGUGAUAAGAUUUCUAUGGAUACUCCUCGUGCAAAGAUGACGAGUGUGUUCUUUAGUGAAGUCUUGGUUCCUGGACUGUUAGCUGCAGGUGCAGUUAUUCCUUAUUUCUUUAUGAAUUCGAUGCCCGGUAAUCCCUCUUACGCGAAUUGGUUAGACCAUGAUAAGAUGUAUUACACAACCGAUCCAAAGACCGGUACUAAUCCUAUCUUACGACUUGCGAUUGUUACUCUCGUUCCAAUUGCGGUUAGUUUCGGUAUGGUCGGAUUCUUUGGAGGUAUGGCUUGCUGUAUGGGUCCCCUGUUUGGAUUGUGCUGCAAGAAGUUCCCUGCUGUUCUCGCUGCAAUUGCCCACGCAAUCCAAGUCAUUAUUUUCAUCGUUGUCUUUGAGGUUUCUUGGUUCUUGGACGGUUGGUCGUUACCUAAGACUGUGCUAGCAUUUUGUGCUGUAACUGCUGUUCACAGAUUUAUCUUUAAGCUUCUGACACUACUUACGUUGAGUCGUGAAGUAAAGCAAGACAGUUCCAAUAUUUCAUGGUGGUCAGGCAAAUGGUGGGGUAAAGGGUUCGGUUAUCAUGCAUUCACUUUACCUGCACGUGAAUUUAUGUGCAAAUCGAUUGAGCUCAACUUGUUUGCUACCGACUUCUUCUUGGGUCAUUUGUUGCUUUACUUCAUGCUUCCUGUAAUUUGCAUCCCAUACGUUGACCGCUGGCACUCUGUUUUGCUCUUCUGGUUGAGACCUAGUCGCCAAAUUCGCCCACCUAUCUUCUCUACAAAGCAGAGUAGACUCCGCAAACGUAUUGUGCGUCGUUACUCCGCUCUGUAUUUCUCAAUUCUACUUCUUCUUUUAAUUUUGAUUAUUGUACCUUUGGCUGCCGGUAGCGAAAUCUGGCAAGGACUUGGAGGUGUCGAUGCCAUCUCUAAGAUCAGUCCCUUGUAUCCAAACGGAACAGUCAAGAACCUUACUGGAAUGAGUAUUGGCGGAGGAUUGAGACAGCCUAGAGAUGUUAAUUGGACUCGUAACUACACUCAAAACUAUGCAGGAAUGAACUUCGUCUUUAAUACCACGUAUUGAGGUUGAUUACUAUUUCUCUGUGUUUAUAAAGAAAUAUGUUUCUUACUUUAUGCAUUCAGCAUGAAGUUGAUGGAUCAUUGUAAACAGCGAUGUUUUCUGAUUUAAAUAUGGUUUUCAUGUUCCUUUUCGGAAUUCCUAUUAUAUAUAUUAUAUAUAUAUAUUGUACUGGCAUAUGUUAUUUACUAUUAUACUGCAUAUGAUGCAAAACUUUUCCUUUUGUUAAUUACUAUACUAAGGGCAAGAGGAUGGCUAAUUUUUUAAAAAGUUGUUCAUCGUUUCUUUUUCAUUUUACUUUCUUAUCAUUGUUAUUUCUUAUUUCUACAACUUUGAAAUAGAUGAACUUUUUUUUGUGCGGUCGCAAGUCUUGGAUUUAGAUAGACCUGAUCUUUUACGCAUCUAAAGUUAUAUACAUUAUAUUAUCUCCACGUUUAUUUCUUUAUCUAUAGAAUUAAAUAAAACGUUUAGUAAUUUGCUUAUA